Messenger RNA from Vicia faba (fava bean), 384 nucleotides. NCBI's taxonomy places the organism in Eukaryota, Viridiplantae, Streptophyta, Magnoliopsida, Fabales, Fabaceae. The record is from the annotation of a GenBank genome assembly.
AUGUUCAAGUACAUGGAUGGAGUGUGUCAUUGGUGGGAUGAAAGUGAAACACGUGAUAAAGCUUAUUUGGUGUCAUUCGACUUAAGCAAUGAGGUAUUUUUUAAAACAUCCAUACCCUCAAACAUGGAUGAUGAUACUGAUAUUGACAUUGGUAUUGAUACUAGAAUCGUGUUUAGAUACUUAUUAGUGUUAAAUGGAUCAAUUGGUUGGAUUACAAAUUAUCAUGAGACCGCUACUUUUCACAUAUCAAUUUUGGGUGAAGUUAGGGUGAAGGAUUUAUGGACAAAACUAUUUGUUGUCGGUCUAUUAUCAUGUGUUGACCAUCUUAUGGGAGUUGGCAAGAACAAUGAUAUUUUUUUUCCAGAAAAAAUGAUGAUGAAUUAG